Armigeres subalbatus is the source of this 760-nucleotide messenger RNA. RefSeq lists its product as uncharacterized. The transcript is spliced from 3 exons. The record is from RefSeq and is a predicted model, not a curated record. NCBI's taxonomy places the organism in Eukaryota, Metazoa, Arthropoda, Insecta, Diptera, Culicidae. The coding region runs from base 1 to 711 and encodes 236 amino acids.
AUGUAUUUCAUACAAAUAUUAUUCACGCUCUCUUUGAACCAUAUUCUACUAAAUAUUGCCGUAGCAACGGAUCUUAAAAAUAAUACAUCCGAUGUUCCUGAAGAAGGUCGAUACUUGCUUUAUCCUCAUUUUAGUUCUCUACAAUUUGCAGUUGGUACAUCUUCCAUAUUGCCAUUGUAUGUCCCUAAGAAGAAGUACCCAAUCAGACAAUUGGGUAUGAGUUUUGGAUUUGGAGUAUGGUACAAACUUCCAUACCGACUGAAGGAUUUUUACAGUUUUCCAACAUGGGCUCGAGUAAUGGUUGACGUUGUAAAGGGAAGAUAUUUUCCUUCGGAGGUAAUAACGGCAAGGUCAACUCGGAGAACACAUUUCUUACGCCCACUGAGUGCAGGCGAUGUAUAUAUAGCAAUAGAAGGACUUUUGGAGUUUUCAGGAUAUGGUAAAGAUUGUUUCAUUAAAAGUGUUUGUGAGUUAGCGCAUAGUCCAUUUUACGAUUUAGAAGAAGACUUGUACGCCGAAAUCAUACAUUUUUUGCUUACGCCUUCAGAACACCAAGCUUUUGAUUUACAUGAACGGAAAAUGCAGCACAAAUACGAAUCAGCAGAACGUUUUGGAAAGAUGGGUGCAGACUGCAAUAUAAUAUUUCCUAAUUGUAGACGAAGCUUUUUGAUGAACAUUUCAGAUUUUUUGGAAGACAACAAUUUAGACUAGAACAUGUGUAUUGGUUCCCGGCAGGAAAUUUUAGCUAUUUUAGCUUUAG